Molecule: messenger RNA, 1150 nt
Organism: Colossoma macropomum (tambaqui)
Lineage: Eukaryota; Metazoa; Chordata; Actinopteri; Characiformes; Serrasalmidae
Product: adenosine receptor A1-like
Exons: 3
Coding region: 137-1150 (337 amino acids)
Biological process (GO): G protein-coupled adenosine receptor signaling pathway
Cellular component (GO): dendrite; membrane; synapse
Molecular function (GO): G protein-coupled adenosine receptor activity
Source: RefSeq, a predicted model, not a curated record
AGUUGCAAGCAUGAAGGCAUCUCAGUGCUUCUUGACACUCAAUGCGUUUCAUCAGAGCUUACAAGGAAGUCUAGUCACAGCCAGCUUCUUACACUCCAUCAUCACCACCUGUACUGGUUGAUCUCUUUAUCUUCCAAUGGGUAGCAGUGCUGUGUGGGUCUUCUUGCCUCUUGAGGUGAUCAUUGCUGUAGCAUGUUGCCUGGGUAAUGUGCUGGUGAUCUGGGCAGUGUGGACAUGUGGAGCCCUCAGUCAGCCCACCUUCUGCUUCAUUGUGUCCCUCGCUGUGGCUGAUUUCCUGGUGGGAUCUGUGGCCAUCCCCAUAGCUGCGCUGGUCGACAUUCGUAUGAAUACCUCCUUUUACGGCUGCCUUUUCAUGUGCUGUAUCAUCAUAAUGCUACAAGUGGCUUCUGUCGUCUUACUCCUGGCCAUUGCAGUGGACCGUUUCCUCCGUGUGCACAUCCCUCUGAGGUAUAAAUCUACAGUCUCUAAGAAACGCUUAUGGAUCGUGGUUACACUCUGCUGGGUCACUGCUGCGUUGCUCAGUUUUAUCCCCAUGUUUGGAUGGCACAACACUUUGGGUGCAGACAGUAUUCAAUGCAGCUUCUUAACUGUUAUUUCCAUUUCCUAUGUAGUAAACUUUAUUUUCUUCAGCUUCUUUCUUCCUCCAUUGGCUGUCAUGACAGGCUUGUAUUGUUACAUCUUCCUGACCACUCGAAGGCUGUUAAGAGCAAAUAUAGGUGUGGCUGCAGAGUCCAGGACAUACUACCAGAAAGAACACAGACUGGCUGUUUCACUUUUUCUGGUCUUGGGUCUCUUUGUUGUCUGUUGGCUCCCAGUAUUCCUCACGGUCACUGUAAAAUUAUAUGGUCAUAAUAUUGAGGUGCCCUCUGUUGCCAUUGACAUAGGUGUCCUCCUGUCUCAUGCUAAUUCAGCAGUUAACCCCAUAGUUUAUGCGUUUAGGAUCCCAAAGAUAAAAAAGGCAUGUAGGAAGCUGUGGAGAAGAGUUUCUCAUGACAGAGAACAGCAGCAGAGUGAACAGAACAACACACAGCAUAAUACUGACAGAAAUGCAAACAGCUGUGCAGAAAACACCGCUUCUAAGUGGACAAAUCACUUAAAUGCCCAGUAUGGAGCCAUUACAAUAAUCUAG